Messenger RNA from Pochonia chlamydosporia 170, 591 nucleotides. RefSeq lists its product as hypothetical. The record is from RefSeq and is a predicted model, not a curated record. The coding region runs from base 1 to 591 and encodes 196 amino acids. The transcript has a single exon. NCBI's taxonomy places the organism in Eukaryota, Fungi, Ascomycota, Sordariomycetes, Hypocreales, Clavicipitaceae.
AUGCCCUUCGACUCCUCUCGCUCUGCAAAGCUACCUCAACGACCGAAUUCAAAAACGGCCGAGCACGGCACCAAGCCUGCAAAAUGCAAGAGUGUCACAAAUAAGCAGGGGCAGACCUCCGACUCUACUGUCAUCGACCUAAGUUCCCUUACUCUCAUGGAUACUCAUCCAUAUUCCUCUUCGUCUCGCCAUGAGGACGCUGGGGACUGGGUUGUCGUCCAAACCGACAGCGCCCCACCGUCGAAUUACAGUGACGAUAUUCACAGCUAUGGACCGGGUCAGGAGCUGUCGGCGACAAACGUCCAGCUCUUCGAUACUUUAAAUAAUUGUCCACCUAGCGUUUGCGAGGCAGCCGAGAACGGCGAGGGACGUCGUUGUCACCGUCGUUGCCCCAAGUGCCGCGGCGGUAGUGUCAAGACCCAUGUGUCCACGGCUACGCGCAACUCCUACCUUGUUGAGAAUGCCCGACAUCUUGACCCAUGGGCCCCUGUUAGCACCGACUUUUAUGAGUCUGAUGUUUUUGCUGUUGGUGCGUGGGCAAUGGAAGGGGAUGCAGAGACCACGACCUACCACUACGCAACGACUUUCUAA